Condylura cristata (star-nosed mole) is the source of this 2343-nucleotide messenger RNA. RefSeq names its product integrin alpha FG-GAP repeat containing 2 (gene ITFG2). Lineage: Eukaryota; Metazoa; Chordata; Mammalia; Eulipotyphla; Talpidae. Gene Ontology annotation, biological process: regulation of TOR signaling. The coding region runs from base 94 to 1479 and encodes 461 amino acids. The transcript has 12 exons. The record is from RefSeq and is a predicted model, not a curated record. Gene Ontology annotation, cellular component: KICSTOR complex. Gene Ontology annotation, molecular function: protein binding.
UCCGCUUUGGGUGGCCUUCCGCUCGGGCGGCCGGCGGGAGGGGCUCGGGGGACACCUGGCGGGCUCCCCGGUCCCUCGGCCCUUGGAAGUGCCAUGAGAUCGGUCAGCUACGUGCAGCGCGUGGCCCUGGAGUUCAGCGGGAGCCUCUUCCCGCACGGAAUCUGUCUUGGAGACGUGGAUAACGAUACGUUGAACGAGCUGGUGGUGGGCGACACCAAUGGAAAGCUGUCCGUGUAUAAGAAUGAUGACAGUCGGCCCUGGUUCACCUGUUCCUGCCAGGGAAUGUUGACUUGCGUCGGGGUUGGAGAUGUCUGCAAUAAAGGAAAGAACCUGGUGGUGGCAGUGAGCGCUGAAGGCUGGUUUCACUUGUGUGACCUCACACCCACCAAAGCCCCGGAUGCCUCUGGGCACCAUGAACCACCCGUGGGAGAGGAGCAGCGGCUGAUCUUCAAGCAGCACGUGCCCGCCAACACCAAGGCCAUGCUGAUCAGCGACAUCGAUGGAGACGGGCGCUGCGAGCUGCUGGUGGGUUACACAGACCGUGUGGUGCGUGCUUUCCGCUGGGAAGACCUGGGAGAGAGCACAGAGCACCCCACAGGCCAGCUGGUCUCUCUCAAGAAGUGGAUGCUGGAGGGCCAGGUGGACAGUCUGUCAGUGACUCCAGGGCCCCUGGGUGUUCCUGAACUGAUGGUAUCUCAGCCAGGCUGUGCAUACGCAAUCUUACUGUGUACCUGGAACAAGGACCCUGGGCACCCCCCUACCUCUGAGGAUACCCCAGAGGGCAGUAGGGAGGGCCCAGCUGCCCGAGACGUCGUGCUGCACCAGACCUCCGGCCGCAUCCACAACAAGAAUGUCUCCACUCACCUCGUGGGCAACAUCAAACGAGGCGAAGGCCAGAGCGCCGACCGGGGUGGCUCCGGCCUCUUUGCCCUCUGCACCCUGGAUGCUGCCCCACCUGCGUCUGCACCUGCAGGGACACUCAAGCUGAUGGAGGACGCAGACAAGCUGCUGUGGUCGGUGCAGGUGGAUCACCAACUUUUCGCCCUAGAGAAACUGGAUGUCACGGGUAACGGGCAUGAGGAGGUAGUGGCCUGUGCUUGGGACGGACAGACGUACAUCAUCGACCACAACCGCACGGUCGUCCGCUUCCAAGUGGAUGAGAAUAUUCGCGCCUUCUGUGCAGGCCUGUAUGCCUGCAAAGAGGGCCGCAACAGCCCCUGCCUCGUGUAUGUCACGUUCAACCAGAAGAUCUAUGUGUACUGGGAGGUGCAGCUGGAGCGGAUGGAGUCCACCAACCUGCUCAAACUCCUGGAGGCGGAGCCAGAGUACCAGAGCCUGCUGGAGGAGCUGGGCGUGGCCCCUUUCUUGCCCUCAGAUCCUGACGACCUCCCGGCUGCACGCACCCUGCUUCACCGAACCCUCUACCAUCCGGACCAGCUAGAACAGUGUGCUCCCACAAGCCCCCAGGAUCCCACCUAGCUGGGAUUAGCUGAAGCAAAUUCCUCCGAAACCCCCCCACCCCCGAGGUAUCAUGUUAUUGGCCAGAUAGGGACUCUGCGUGACAGAGGAGCGUGGCAGGAUGGCAGUGACCCUGGGGUCGCCUCCAGAACUGUCAGCUGUAACCUCGUGGCUUUUUGGUAGAGACAAGACAGCUUGGCCCUCUACCCAUUUCCGUGUGUACCUCACCCACCACAUCAGGUGGAAGGGCCCCGACCUUGUUCCACAUCGUCUGGUACUUUCCGACACCCAGAACUCCCACUCUCACUCCCCGGAAAGCAGACUUGUUUGUGAGGAGAGGAUACAGAUCUUGAGGGGGGCCCUGACACCCCCAGGAGACAAGGCUUUGGUGCUGCCGGCACUGUGAGGUAAGGGCCCCACCCCACCCCAAGGUCCAUCUGCUGUGGCACAGAAGUCAGCCACAUCAGUAGCUGUGACUGGAAUGACCAACGAUUAGCUUUGGUUCGGAGGGAGUUUUCAGAGCAGUUUACUGCCUGGUCUUCCUGUGUUCCCAGCAACCCCAAGAUGAUUUGCAAAGCACAAGCUCAGCACGUUCUCAUUUGCCAUGUUCUGCCGCUUCGUGGGCCUUGCUCCCACUCCUCCUCCCGCCCCCUCCCCUAAAAUCACCUCAUUGUAAGGCAGGAAACGUUUAAAAUCUGAUGCAGGUUUAUGAGCCAGACCACAACAUCAGAUCAGAUCUGAGACCACUUUUAUACCUUCUGCUCUUGACUGUGUGCCCUGAAUCAGUGUCUUUCAAAUUAUAGGUUGCAGUCCUUUGGUGGAUGGUGAUCAACAUCUUUUUCAAUAAAUGGUAUAGAAAAGAAUAAAGUAGACUGGAAGACGCCA